AUGGCGCCAAAAUCCCGCACUGUAACGGCAAAGUCGCUACAAGCACUCCUCACACGCAUCGGAGCCCGCUCCUCGGGCACAAAAGCCGUACUUCACCAACGCCUCCGCCACGAGCUCCACCAGUCUCGGCUAUUUAUCCGGCAUCCAACAUGGCAGAAAUCACGGCCCACGACGGACCAGAAACUCCGCAUCAUGAGUAUCGACAUGGGCAUCAAGAACCUUGCGUUUUGCGAAGCAGAGAUUUCAUGGCCGGUGAAAGACAGUCUGAACGCUACUAUGCAUGUUUUGAGGUGGGAGAAGAUGGAUUUGGUGGGUUCUAGAGAUGGGAUUCCUGGUUCUGAGGUGGGGGAGUCAGAAUCAGAAUCAGAGUCAGAGUCAGAGUCAGAGUCAGAGUCAGAGGGGAGGGUUAUGGGAGAGGCGGAUGAUGAUGAUGAUGUGGACGUGGUCGACGCAUAUUCACUCAAUAUUCUGUCAAAGACAGCGUACGGACUGGUCAAAAACACCAUUUUAGCAGCUUCACCUGAUGUCAUAUUGAUUGAGAAACAACGGUGGCGAUCUGGUGGUGGCAGCGCGGUUCAACAGUGGACGCUUCGGGUGAAUACGCUGGAGGGCAUGCUGUGGGCCAUCUUGCAAACCAUGUAUUCUGAACGUCUGAUCACGCGGAACAAAAAGGCGGGCGAGGACAAGGAGAAACUAUUCAAUGUCUUCGGCGUGGAUCCAAAGCGUGUGGGCAUGUAUUGGCUGGGAGAACAGGGUAUUGCUCUGACUGAGUCGGCGUCGUCGUCAUCAUCAUCUACGAAACAAACACCACCACCACCACCAGCGACAGCCCAAGACACCACCACUCCCCCCACCACACCGAACAAGAAACCCCCCCGAUCCAAAGCCGAAAAAAGCGCCAAAAUAACCCUCCUACGUACCUGGCUAUCCGCCUCCCCACCCUCAACAGCCUCCACAAACACAAACUCCACAACACCAUCCCUCACCUUCAACAUCAGCCCUCAAGCACGCGCAACACAACAAGCCUUGUGUUCGCCGAAGAAGAAGACGCCACGACGGAGGAAAGACGACGGAGAUGCAAGGGAGCAGGUGAUAGGGCCGACGGAGAUGAAGAAGUUGGAUGAUAUUACCGAUUGUUUUUUACAGGCUGCGGCGUGGGUGAGUUGGGAGGGGAAUCGGUUGCAGCUUUGUGGGGUUUUGGAGGGGAUGAAGAAUGGAAAUGGGAAGGAGGGGGAGGUGAAGGGGAAGGAGGAUGAGUUGGAUGAGGGGUUUUUGGGGGAGAUGGUUGGGGUUUUAAGGGGGAAGUGA
Pyrenophora tritici-repentis Pt-1C-BFP is the source of this 1308-nucleotide messenger RNA. The record is from RefSeq and is a predicted model, not a curated record. NCBI's taxonomy places the organism in Eukaryota, Fungi, Ascomycota, Dothideomycetes, Pleosporales, Pleosporaceae.